GUUGACUGUAACCUACAAUACAGGUGCAGCCCAGCCUAAAAAAUAAAUCGUCCGACCAGCCGUGAUUCGUGUCAAGAUUCGUGUUCACCAUAUUUUCCCAAUUUAUUGAUUGUAAGUCCAUGACGGACCGUUUCAACAAUGCAGGACGUUGAACAUCUUCCCAUAGAUAUACACUACAACAAAUUGUUAGACUGGCUUGUCAACCGUCGUCACUGCAAGCAGCAAUGGCAGGCUGCAUCCUUGAUUGUACAAGAGAAGAUUACAGCAGCUGUCCAAGGUCUGCCUGAUAGCAAGGAGAUCAAGGGGCUUGUAGCAAGAACUGAUUUGAACUAUUUUCACUGCCAGCAAGUUAUUGAGCUGUUAAAAGACACCUCGUGUGGGGAGAAGAACAUAUUUGGCCAGUAUUCAUCCGUGGAGAUGAAGGCCUGGUCUGACAUCAUCAAGAUCUACGAGAGGGAUGGAAUGUUUCUGGCGGAGACAGCACAAAUGUUGAUCAGAAAUGUCAGUUAUGAGAUACCUGCACUCAAGAAACAGAUAGCUAGAUGUCAACAAGUACAGAAGGAAUGUGAUAAGAAGGAGGCAGAUUAUGUCAGUAAAGCUUCUGAACUAAGAAAAAAAUAUGCAGCAAGUUGCAAAGAAUUGGGAAUAAAGGGCGACAAAAUCAAGUCAGAGUUAGCGGCCCUUGUUAAAGAUCUUCCCAAGGUGUACGAGGAGGUAGCAAAGUCAACACAUAGUCUGACAUCGGCUGUAAAGUACUACCAGGAUUUCUCAGCCUUCCUUAUGGGCAGUGAAUUGAAAGAUGCAGACUGCCUGCCAGUAUUACGGUUUAUACAAGAAAAAGGAAAUGCUCGCACUUACGAGUGGACACAUGGCUGCCAACCUGUCAGUGUACUGGAAGACUCUAUCGUCAUAGAUACGCAAGAUGAGGAGGAUGCUAAGGAAACUGGAGAUAUUGACUGGGAUAUAGCUACAGCAGAGGGGGCUGCGGGGGCAGAGAUAGACUUUGACAUCUCUGGGAUAACGCUGGAGAGCGGAGGAACAGACGAGGGCAAGAUCGAUAUUGACGUAGAGGCCCUUGGUGAAGAAAUCAACUGGGGCGAUACAGAAGACAUUAACAACGUUGCAAACAUAGUAACAUCACAAGAGGGUGUUGCCACUGGGGAGGAGGCUAUGACAAUGCUGGACAAUGUGAGGAUGCGCAAUCUCUUCCUGGAUGAUCUCAUGGAGUUGGAGGUGUUCCUUACCCAGCGCCUAUCAGAGCUUCACAGUAAAGGCAAUGUGUUAGCAUCCAGCCACUUCACCUCGGCCCCGGCCUCCAUACAGGUAGAUGACAAGGUCGUGGAGUCCAUGGCAACCAAGGUCAAGGACAUCAUAUCUAGACUGACCUCUGUCCAGCUGCAGCAUCUCAUGUUGAUACGAAACUCACCUAGGUAUGUGGACCGUCUGCGAGACUCAUUACGACAGACGCUGACUCUGGCUGACAAGAUGGUGUUCUAUGAGAAGGAAAUGGUGUCGCGUCGUAACGCAGCCAUAGAAGAAGAACAGGAGCUGCACCCUAGAGUGGCUUCCAUGGUGAAGAGGACCAAAGAGAUGCAAAAACAGAUGGAAAAGGAGAUUUCAAAAAAGUACAAAGACAGGCCUGUCAACAUUAUGGGGGAGAUCAAUACUAUAUGAUGGAUGUUUAGACAAAUAGAAAUACGAGUCGCGUUCUGAGAAAACUGGGCUUAAUGCAUGUGCCUAAAGUGUCGUCCCAGAUUAGCCUGUGCUGUCCGCACAUCAGGGACGACAGUUUCCACCUAAACUCAAUUUUCGGUACGGAGGGACUUCCUUGAAACUAAAAAUACCAUAAAAGCGGAAAGUGUCGUCCCUGAUUAGCCUGUGCAGUCCGCCAAUCUGGGACGACACUUUACGCACAUGCUUUAAGCCCAGUUUUCUCAGAACAAGGCUCAGAUAUGUUUGCAUCACAUAAUAAGAUAAAUAUUACAUGCACUCCAUUUAGGCAGUGCAUAGGACAUUCAAUAGGGUUCAACAUAAUCAGGGGUUUAAUGGGCACUUAAGUAGCAAUUGAGCCACUAUGCCAUAAAUUACAAAUCAUGUACAUCUUCAUCUACAAGUUAGCAAGUUUUUGUCGGACAGCAGUUUUUACCAGAAGUUCUAAUUAUUUUGUGUAUUGUAAUGCUUACACGCAAUUAGCUUUGUCACAUACAGAAACUUGUUUUCUUAAAGUUAACAGCAACAUUCUUUAAAGUAAAGUAUAAAAUUAAAACAAUUGCAUUGUUUAGAAAUUUCGGCAAAAUGAAAUUUAACCACCGACCAAUGCGCUUGAGAUUUUCGUUCAUCUACAUAAAUAGGGCAGAUCUCAAAGAUUUUUUGACAACCUCAUAUUUAAUUAUAAACUGCUGUGGUUAACACGCACACAUUAUUGAAAUUCUUGAUUUUUUACCUUUAAAAACUUGUUAUUUUUUGUUGUAAACAGAUAUCUGAAUGAUCGCAAAUGUACAAAUUAAUGAAUUAUAAAUUCACUGUUUGGAUUUUCUCUGUUGAAAAGAGAUAUCUUUGUUUGCACAAAGAUCUAUAAAUAAACAUGUUUACAUUCGCUUGUAGAUAACAAACACAGGAUAUAUCAGUGAAUUUUAAUGCAAUAUUUUUAUUAUUAAGAGUGUAUUUGAAGAAAACUUGUAUAUUUUGUCAGAGAAAUACAUGCUGACCAGUCGUCUACUGAAUGUAAUAACUAGGGUAACUGACAUUUUGUGAAUUGUUCAGGAAUGCAUAUUUUCAGACCUUCUCCAAAAUACAGUAAGAGCACUUACGUUACUUUUUGCGCUCAAAAUAUUUCAGUGUUGAAAAUUAUGGUAACUGCUCCUUUCUUAAUUUUUUAUUGUUUUAAAAAAGACAUAUCAAUUUGGAGUUUUGUUUCGUUUUUUAAGUGUUAUUAUAAUAUCAAUCAGAAAAUUUGAAUACGGAAACAUGUUUAUUAUUUUAAUAGAACAUUUUUUUGCUUCUCUUGAAAAUUUAACAAAAUGUCAGUUACGCUACUUUUUGCAUUCAGAAAAUGACAUGUGUUUGUUAUGUCAAUUUCAAAAAUUUGAUAAAAACAUUAUUUUUACCAAAAAGGUUGACUUAAUAUUUUAACAGUUGAUGUAUGUCACCUUAAUAAACACAAAAAUGGAAAAAAGUAAAAAUUUAUAAAAAUGUCAGUUACAUGACUUAUUAUAUUCAGUAGGCGCAGUGUGUGAGAUUACAACAAUUAUAGUGAUAUAUAUUUAUGCCCCCUUUCGAAAAAGAGGGCCUAUAUUGUUUUGCACAUGUCGGUCCGUCGGUUGGUCCGUCCACCAAAUGGUUUCUGGAUGAUAACUCAAGAACGCUUAGGCCUAGGAUGAAACUACAUAGGUACAUUGAUCAUGACUGGCAGAUGACCCCUAUUGAUUUUCAGGUCACUAGGUCAAAGGUCAAGGUCACAGUGACUCGAAACAGUAAAAUUGUUUCGGAUGAGUACUCAAGAAUGCCUACGCAUAGGAUCAUGAAACUUCAUAGGAACAUUGAUCUUGACUGGCAGAUGACCCCUAUUGAUUUUCAGGUCAAAGGUCAAUGUCACAGUGACUCGAAACAGUAAAAUGGUUUCCGGAUGAUUACUCAAGAAUGCUUAGGCCUAGGAUCAUGAAACUUCAUAGGUACAUUGAUCGUGACUGGCAGAUGACCCCUAUUGAUUUUCAGGUCACUAGGUCAAGUUAACAGUGACCUGAUGCAGUAAAAUGGUUUCUAACGUAUUCAAACAGUGGCUGCCACUACAACGGACAGCCCAUUUGGGGGGCAUGCGUGUUUGGCAGAUGACCCCUAUUGAUUUUCAGGUCAAAGGUCAAGUUCACAGUGACUCGAAACAGUAAAAUGGUUUCCAGAUGAUUACUCAAGAAUGCUUAGGCCUAGGAUCAUGAAACUUCAUAGGUACAUUGAUCGUGACUGGCAGAUGACCCCUAUUGAUUUUCAGGUCACUAGGUCAAGUUAACAGUGACCUGAUGCAGUAAAAUGGUUUCUAACGUAUUCAAACAGUGGCUGCCACUACAACAGACAGCCCAUUUGGGGGGCAUGCGUGUUUUACAAACAGCCCUUGUUAUAAAAAAAUUAGCUCAAACAAUAAGCUGUUGCUGCUAGAUAAAAAAUUGAGUGUAGAGAAUGUUUUUUACAAAAUGUUCAUUUGUAUUUUAGAUUAUUAUAUGGCAUUACAUUUAAUAUAAUGAUUACAUGAUACAUGUGUAUAGUGUAUGCUGGUUCAUUUCGUCAUGAAAGAAAAUAUCAAUAUUUUAUUCAACUUUUGCUUAGAAUAUAAAGAUUGAAAUAUGUGUGCAGUAGGAUCUAGUCACUUGUAUCGAAGUGCUGAUUUUGUAUAUUAAUGAAUCUAUUUAUUGAUGGUGUUUCACAUAUUGUUGUAUUUUAUUUGCCAAGCUUGGGAUUAUUGUAGGUUAAGGAUCUAGAAAUAAACUUUGUUUUAAGUUGUUUAACCAAAAGGUGCUGUGUACAGAUAAGAAACAAUCAUUUAAUUCAUUGACUAUUCUGCGUUUUGUAUUUCUUGGUAUUUUUGUCUAUUAUUAUAUUUUUAUUGAGUACAUUCCUUCUGAGUUUUUGAGUUUUUGAUAUUUUUUCUUAUUUAUUUAAGUUUUUGAAAUGUCAACCACAUUCACAAACAAUCUUGUGUACUUGAUUAGUUUCCUGGAAUGGAUUCUUUCCGAUCACAGUUAUUUGAUUUUCAAUCAAUUCUGGUAUUUUAUUGUGCAUAUUGUGUUAUUUAGUUAAUCUAUGAUUGCUUUAAUAUUAUUGGUAGUGAUAUUUCACUUGUUCAAAAAUGAUUUGAAUAAAUAUAAUAGACAACAUAACUAAAGUGUUCUUAUAUUUGUUAGAUGUUAGAUUAAUUGAACGAACUGUAGUAAGCCUGGAGCAUUACACCCAGAUGUUCACAAAUAGCCCAAUUACUUGAGCGGUAUGUCGAAAAUACUAGGUAAGUUUUGAACACUGUUAAAUUUAUUUAGUCUGGCAAAGCGAACUUGAACAAUUGUGAGUAGUUUUUUGUGAGUAAUGUUUUUUGUGCCAAGCAAAAAAGAAUU
Messenger RNA from Dreissena polymorpha, 5096 nucleotides. RefSeq names its product CDK5 regulatory subunit-associated protein 3-like. The transcript has 14 exons. Gene Ontology annotation, cellular component: endomembrane system. Gene Ontology annotation, biological process: regulation of cyclin-dependent protein serine/threonine kinase activity; regulation of mitotic cell cycle. The record is from RefSeq and is a predicted model, not a curated record. NCBI's taxonomy places the organism in Eukaryota, Metazoa, Mollusca, Bivalvia, Myida, Dreissenidae. The coding region runs from base 139 to 1674 and encodes 511 amino acids.